CCGUCAUUUAAGGAUGAACCGGCUAGGAAGUCAGUUGUCAAAAAUGAAUUUGUGAUAUUUUCUCGCAAUGGAAGAUGGAAUCAGUGGAUUUUUUACUUUUUGGACUAGCAAUUUUAAUAUUUUCUGGAUGGUGCUUUAGUGUGUUCUUACAUUUUCUCUCUAUCAUUUACGGGAAAUGGUUGUUGCAUCGCAGUCAUCCGGAUGUUGUUUUCGAAGACCUUCCCGGCAUCUCCAUCCUGAAACCUCUCGUGGGUAUCGACCCUAACCUUUUUGAAAACCUCGAAAGUUUCUUCAAAAUGAAAUAUCCCAAUUUUGAACUACUCUUCUGCAUACAAGAUGAAAUGGACGCUUCACGAAUGAUUGUUCAGAGCCUGAUUGACAAAUACCCUAAAGUGGAUGCAAAAAUGUUCUUAGGUGGGAGAAAUGUGGGAAUCAACCCUAAAAUCAACAACAUGGCGAUCGGGUACGAGGCAGCUAAACACGAUCUCAUCCUUAUAUCGGACAGCGGAAUCAAAAUGGAUGAGGACACGUUAGUUGACAUGGCAGUAUACAUGACACCAAAUGUUGGGCUUGUUCACCAGAUGCCAUAUACAUGCACGCGAAAAGGUCUCGCAUCUACAUAUGAAAAGGUUUAUUUUGGAACUCAGCAUGCGAAGAUGUACCUGAGUGCGAACGUUCUGGGCAUCAAUUGUGCCGUCGGGAUGUCCUGUUUGAUGCGUAAACCUAUCUUGGAAGAGGCCGGAGGAUUGCACGAGUUUGGACAAUACCUCGCUGAGGAUUUUUUUAUUGCACAAGCCUUUUUAGAUAGGGGCUGGCGUACGAAGGUGUGUUCUCGUGUAGCGCAGCAAAACUCUGGCUCAUACUCAAUACCACACUUACACCAACGCCUCUGCAGGUGGAUGAAGCUACGUACAGCGAUGGUGCCCGGGACUUCCAUGUUUUGGGAGCCCAUUUCACUGUGUAUUAACCUUGGGUUGCUCAACGCCUGGGCUGUCAGUUUUCUGUUCGAUAUAAGCCCGCUUUCCUAUCUUCUUGUUCAUAUACUCAUCUGGUUUCUCCUAGAUUACACAAUGUUGACCGUACUAGAGAAAGGGAGCAUUCCAUUUUCCAAAGUGGACUACCUUGUUUGCUGGUGUUUGAACGAGAUAAGCUACCCACUUCUCAUGCUACAAUCACACUGGGACCCGAUCAUUACUUGGAGGGGACGAAACUUUAAACUGAAAUGGGGCGGCUUAGUCGAAGAGUUGUACGUGAAACAAACAGUGUGAUAUUUAUUUUGAUUCUGCCGCAACAAACUUUCAAAUCUGAUGAACCAUGCUUCAUAUCAUUGUGUCUCAUUAUUUAUUUAAUGCUGAGGUAUAGAAAUGUUUUGAUACAUGUUAAUAUGUCACAUUGUCUAUGCUUGUAAGGCCUGGCCCCGAUUUCUCGAAACUUCUUAAGUCCCUUAUAACAGGAUUAAGCUAAGCUCACUAUUUUUGGUGUUCAAUAAAUUGCAUAAUAUUAACUGCUUUAAGAAUUUUUAUGCUUUAGAUAGGAAUUAUCAAUAUGAUUAUCACAAUAAACCAUUUUUCAUUUAUCAAAAUUCAAUUUAAGGAUGUAUUUUGGCUAAUUGAAAUAAGCUACUUAAGCCUGUUAAGCUUAAGAAGUUUCGAGAAAUUGGGGCCUGUGUUUGAGCCCAUGAUUACGAUCAUUUUGUUUUUCAAAAUGUGUAUUUUAUGGUAAAAAUAAAUUAUCAUCUCAUUGCUCCAGCUAGGCCUAAAUAGCAGGGUAGGGCACCCUUCUGCCCUUUUCCAGGAACCUGCUGCCUUUGUACUACGCCCUGUUGGGCCCUUUUAUUUAACAGAGUCAUUUUUCUGAAAUUAGUAUUAAAAUAAUAGAUAAAUAUACAUAAUUUUGACACUAAGGUAAAGAUAACAGCUAAUGUAUUGAUAAGAAACUGUUAGCAUUGAUUUUCACAUACACAAUAAGAAUUGAACAUUGACCUUUGCAAGUGCCCAUUCAGGCUAACUCAAUGUGCAGCAAAAGAGCCUUUUCUGACCUAGCACCCUUUUGAAAUAGGCUUGAUCAAUGUCAUCUUUACUCAAAUUAUUAUUCCAUUCAAAUAGCCAGUUUUACUUCCUUAAACUUUAUUUUGCAUGCUUAAACUUUAUUUUACAGAAAACUAGUGUAUCAAGAUUAUCCUUAAAAUAACUUCCUCUAACAAUUUCAAAACUCUUUCAAAGGAGCACAGUACACAAUUUAUACCCCCCCCCCCCCAAAAAAAAAAAAAAAAAAAAAAAAAAACGUGCUCUCUGCAGAGCUUGAUCCAGUUUCAAGGACUGAAGAUUGUUUUGCCUCUAAUUAUAAUUUCGUUCAAAAGAUUUUAACAGAAUUAUUUAUAAGCCCCACAAAUGAUUUAGCAGCAAUGAGUGUCAAAAUAUCAUCAUGAUCUAAAUUAUUACAAAUUAAAAAAAAUUAUGAAUAUACAUGUUUGUUAAAUCACCUUAUGUGAGUGACACUAUUAUAGGAUUUUUUUUACUGAAGAAUGAAACUCAAUGAUGCAGUUAACAUUCAAAGUAUCUCUUCUGCUUUUCUCAGAUUUUAUAUUCCAUAUUCAUAUUUUAAUCAAGUACUGGGUCAUAUUCACGAGGAAGCAACUUCGUGUAAAUUUUAACUUAAGUAGAAUUUGCCUGUUUUUAACAAGGAUUAGUUUCAAUUGAAUUAAUUCUACAACAAAGAAUAUUGAUAUGAAUAGAUUUAUUAGAGUGAGAUCUACUUGUUUUUUGAAAAUUUUACAUUUAUAACCUAUUACAAUUUUCUUAAUUUCGUAAAAGUGAUUUUUUUUGACAAAGUUGAAAAUUUAUUCCUAGUUGUUUUAUGAUUACCUGGCUAGGUUAUCUGUGAGGCCCGUUUUAGUUUGAUAAUGUGACAGUUUGAUAUUUAUCGAUACAUCAUCCUCAUUAUCAAGUUCAUAUAUCAUAUGAUUCAAUAAAAAAAAUCGAUGUGAUAUUUCCGAUUAUUCCAGCAGAGAAAAGAAAUCAAUGAUAUUUGAGUUUUAACUUCUUUUUUUUCAUAGUUUUACCAAUGCCACAUAGAAAAUAGUGCUCAUUCUUAAAUUUUACUGAUUUGAUUUUUAAGUUUUUUUUUAAUACAAAUACGGUAUUAAUAACAAUAUCCCUUGUACAUAGAUAAAUUAAAUGUUAUAACUAUCAAAUUUGACAUAUAUAUGUCUUCCACGACAUAUUUUGAUUUUAUAUUUUUGUAAGUUAUUCAGAACACGUAUUGCACAAACUUUAAUUAAUUUUGAAUCUCAUCUGAAGUUAAACACUCAACUUAGGUUUGUUUCAUUUCACUAUGUUUUAUUUCAUGUAAGAAAGGCUGUAUUUGACAUAGGCAUUUUAUGUGUAAAUCAGAAUGUUAUUAUACAAAAGUACACUUUUAUGUAUAUGAACAGUUUAAUUUGCUUUCAACAAUGGUGCUGAAUUGAUGUUUUAUUUUAUUUCAUAAAGUUUCCAAAAUCAUUUCAUUUUCAUGUUUCAUAAUACUCAUAAAAUUCAAUUUUCAUGGGCUUGGUGCAAAACUACUAUAACUUCACAUAAAUAUACAAGUAGUUAUGGUAGUCUUGCUCUCAGCCCUCAUUUUUCACUUUUGUAAUUUUGUUACCAUGGCAAUCACACGGUAAUUUCUCUGCCCCUUAAUUCCUUCAGCGCCCUCUGUUGUGCAUGACUUGCUGUUACCAUGGCAAUGAAUAUCAACAGAUGAAGGAAUAUCUGUGUGGUGGACUUUACAUCGUGUGUUUGCAACUAACUAGAAACCCGCAAAGCAAUGCAAUUCCGACUUUGUAUAAGAUUAUUUUUCACUUUCCAAUUUAUUUGUCUGUGAAAUAGUUGUGUGUAAAAUGUUAAAGUUAACAAUUGUUUAAUUGUAAAGCUGUAUGUUUUUAUAUGCCAGUUUCUUGUCAUAACAUGAAAAUUAACUGAAUAGGUUACACUAGAGCGAUUUUGUAGAGUUAGAAAACGUCCAAAUGAUUUAUUAAGAAUUGUUCAUGUUAAUUUUCUUAACAUUUUGCAUAAAUGUUUUUUUCUCAGUUAUUACAUCUAUCUGUUACAAAUGCCCCUUUUUUCUUGCUAAAAAAAAUAAUUAUUUUUUUAUUAAAUAUGGUGCAAAGCACAUAGAUUCUGUUCUGUUUAUGUAAUUUAAUGAUCCAGUGUUGUCUAAUUGGUUUGUUACUACAGUAAAUGCUGACUUGCCCUUAAAUUGUCUGGUUGGACGACAUUUUUUUGUGUAUAACAUUAAUGUUGUGUUUUGUGUUGGUAUAAGCAUCAUUUUUAAUAGCAUAAUUUUAUUCCUAGUAAAACUUCAGAUUAUUUAAGAAUAUUUAUUUAUGUUGUAUUAGAUCUGAUAUAUUUUUACAUGACUGGGUAAUUUCAGAAAUAUUAUACGCAAUAAUUUAGUAUUUUAAUCAGUAUUUUAAUAAUUAAUUUUGUGUUUCAAUUAUUUUCAUGUCAUAACAUUUUUAUGAUUUAAUUUCAAAGGCAAUGUACAAUUCUGUGUCAUUCCUGUUCCUUUAAAUUUUAUAUCGCCAAAGUAUGUCAAAUUGUUACUUAGCCAUCAAAAUAAGAUUUUUGGAUAAACUAGCCUGAAUUCUUAUACUAUUGCUUGGCAUCAAUUUUUUUAACAAGCCCUGCUAUAUAAGAUUCAGAAUUUGAGAAAACCCGUUUGACAUUUUACCUGUGCAGGGCUUGCGGGCUUGUUCUAAUUUCAACCACUGAGUUCAAUUCAUGAGAAAAAAUUAACUCACAUACAUUCAUAUUUGUAGCGUAAAAAAAAACACCUCUUGUUUUCUGCAGAUUACAUCAUUUUUAUAAUUAUAAAUAUAUAACGUUAGUUUACAGCUUACCAUAAACCAUAGAUAUGCAUUGAUAUAGACAAUUAUUAUUUUAUUUUGAAGUAUUUUGUUUUUUCCUGCAUGUAUUUAUAAGUACAAUUAUGUUGCCGGAAGUAAGGUCACCUUUUGCUGGGAGGCACUGAGAGUCAAGGGGAGCUGGUGUGUUUUCUUGAAAAUAAUCACACAAAACUGUUACUAAAGAUUGCUGGAGCAUAGGAAUAAAUGCCUAUGAUUAUACUGCGGUUUUUAGUUUUUAAUUAUAAUUAUGUGGACAUUUAUGAAGGACUGGUCAGAUUAUGGUAUUAAAAGUUUGGUCGAUGUCUAUUAUAAGUAUUAUGCUUAACCACAAUAUAAUGCUAUUUUUUUGAUCACUUCAGAAAAUUUUGAGAAAUAGAUUAAUAACAUUCCAUUUAAAUCAUAUGUUGCCUUAAAACAAUGUUUUAAGGCUUAAAAUAAAUAUAUCAUUAGUUUAAUAGAGAGUUUAUCUUCUUGCAGUUUUGUGAAUUAUUCCUCAACGAAUUCACGCCUUGCAUUUUCAGCUGAGUGAUGAAGCCUUAGUUUGUUUCCGGUUUUUUCAAGUUGAUUUUGUUAUUUUUCUUCAUUUAUUUAUUAGUUAUUUGUGCUUUUAAUGUCCUUAUAUUUUUUUUAACUAUUUGAUUUUGAUUUUAGUUGUAAUUAAAAAACCUUAUUAAAUGACUUAAACUUAGAACAUUUAACUGAGAAAUAUGAAUGUUCUGUAACCAUGAGUUUAAAACAUUAACAAUAUUUCCAAGAUGGAAUGUGACCUUGUAUUAGUAAAAUAUAAAUACAUAUAUGAAGAUUUGGGAUAAGUAUCAGUUAAGUUCCAGGUAUUACAUUUAAAAUGAAGAAAUCAACAAACACAACUUGUUAGAAAUUAGAUUUGAAAUGAGGCUGAGCCAGUUGACCCCUUGAUAAUGGCAUGUGAACCCCACAUAUGCUGCAUGAUGUGCUCUCACAUUUGACCUUGACCUUUACAUGAAGGCAACCUUUGACCUUCACAUGUUUGAAACAAGAACAACGAAUAGCUUAACUUUCACAUAGACAUUAUCACUUACUGGAAUUGGGAUUUAUAUUUUUUUUUAGAAAAAAAAAAGUCUCUGCUUUAUGAUUUAGUAGUGAAUUGAGUGUAUGAAUAUUAUGUGAGUGUUUUGGCCAGAAUUGUGUAAAACAUAAGUGUAAUGCAUCAGUGAAUAUUUAACAUAACUUUUUUGCUCAACAAUCAAUGCAUAAAUAUAUAAGCAAGUGCACUGUAAUGUUAAAUUGUCAUGUUUUUAUAUCAAGAAGGGGCCAUUUUAUCAAUGAAUGUACAACAAAAUAUCGUACGAUCAUGAAAUUUGGUUGAAUACUAGAUCAGUUUUUAAACAUAUUUUUAUCAGCAAAUUUAUCAAGCUUAAGAUUGCAAUAACAAAAAAUUGGUUUUAUAUACAUGAUAUAUUAUUGAAGUGGAUUAAAAAUGACAGCAGAGCUUAUAAAGUUUCUAUCAAAUGAUUUUAUUCAAAACAUUUAAAAUGCUAGGUGAUUGCAAAUAUAAAAUUAAUGUUUUAAGUUGGAAAUUCAAAUUAACCAAGUAUGACCUUUCCAGCUAACCGAUUAGAAUGAAAGAUUUGAAAUAUUGAUUGUACUAUAUGCUUGUUGGUUUCAUCCUGACUGUUACAACUGUUUUUGGCAGUGCUGUUUUAAUCCUAAGAUUUUAAAAGUACAAAAUGGAUGUUUUAUGUACUUAUGUAUUCUAUGUCAGAUGUUUUAACUAAGAGAAUUGCUGCUCUAGGAUGAAUGUUUUCAAUGCACAAUUCCUUUUAACCUUAUUGUCAUUAUUGUCAAGCAAUGCAUACAUUAAGAGAAAUAAAAUAUAUAAAUAUA
Messenger RNA from Mya arenaria, 6748 nucleotides. RefSeq names its product ceramide glucosyltransferase-like. The transcript has 9 exons. Bases 75 to 1268 code for a protein of 397 amino acids. Gene Ontology annotation, molecular function: ceramide glucosyltransferase activity. Lineage: Eukaryota; Metazoa; Mollusca; Bivalvia; Myida; Myidae. Gene Ontology annotation, cellular component: membrane. Gene Ontology annotation, biological process: glucosylceramide biosynthetic process. The record is from RefSeq and is a predicted model, not a curated record.